GUCCCUAUGAUAAUUCAUUUACUCAUUGGCAGCCGCCUAGAAAAGACUCAGAAUAAUUGAGUCAAGUGUAAAACAAUUCACUUUUUACACUAUUCACAUUCAAAGUGUCACGAGAACUACGCAGAUUUUACGAGCUUCCCCGGUGCCUAAACUCAAAUAAUCUCCGACAUAACAUAUUCGUGGAAACUAAUAUCAUGGCUGAAUAUUACGACCAAAUAAUUCAGAACACAACGCUGGGUCUCGAUUUGAAUGAGACGAAUAGCUGUCCCAGGCGCAACUACAUCCCGACAGUUACCGAGUACAGUAAUGCCCUGGGAGCGUAUGGAAUUGUUUUCCUCACGAUUGGGUCGGUGGCCACGGUGCUGCUCUACGGGCUCUGCAUCCACCAAGCUUGGUUUACUUACCUCCACGCACACAAGGUCUUCAGGAGGCACAUCUACUGGCUCAUUUCCAUAUACCCGAUGGUCACACUGAUGAGCACACUUGCGUUGAUCGUGCCGAGAUCCCACCACAUUUGCAGUGGGGUUAAAAUCACUUACAUGUGCGUCGGGAUUGGGCACUUCGCGGACCUGACAAUCCUGAUGUUCGGUGGCGAAAAUAAGAUGUUGGAGGCCGUCGAGAAUCGGAAGCUUGACCUAAGCGUGCUGCCCUUGUGCUGCUGCUUGCCUUGCUUACCUAAGCCCGUCAUUUCCAGGAUGCGGUUGCGGGUCCUGAAAUGGAUGAUCUGGCAGAUGAAGUUCACACAAGCAAUAUAUUACUUCUUCAACGUCUAUGCUCGCUUCAGUUUGCAGGACUCUUCUGGAAUAGUUAGCAGCAACACGACCGCACUCGUGCUGACGGUGCUGAACUUCGUGAGUUUCCUGAGCGGAGUGUACGCGCUGAACAUCAUGGAGCGACUCGUUCGACAAGUCCUGCCAGAGCCUGGUCGCUACAGGGUCAAAAGUUUGUUGUUGAAAAUCCUUAUCGUCACCACCAAACUGCAAUCGUUCAUCUUCAACCAGAUUGGGAACUUCGGGGGGUUUCCUUGCCUUGGUGAAUUCAUCACUCCGGUGGUGUACGAAAACACAUUGGAGAACUCGUUACUCAUAGUUGAGAUGCUGGUAUUUGGCUUCUUCUCGUACCUCAUGUACUCGAAGCCCGAGUUCGAAGAGUACAAAGGAGAACAAAAGUUUCAAGACCAUAACUGCACUCGCUGUUUUAAUGUAACUGAAAAUUCUGCAAACACUGGCCAGUCUCAGGCACAAGGAGCCUCAGCAGCCUCAUCCCUGUCUGCUACAGGGCCGUCCCUUGCCGUGACCAGAGCAGCUGAACAGGACGGCGCGUCUGGCGGCAACAGCGGGGCAGAAGCGACAUCCGGAAGAAUACUUGGUCAACCAGAGAGCUUGGUUUAAGAUAUCAUGCAUGUAUGACAAAAUGUCAAAGUUGCUCAGUUAAUCACACAUGUACAAUCAAUCCAAUCAUGCGCUAGGUGCCUUUUUCAUCUCCGACUGUCCUUUCCAUUUAUCCUUCCUCUUCCUGGCCACUCUAGGCCAUAUUUUGUUAUUUUCCACACUCUGCUAGUGGCGCCGCAAACCAAAUAAUCUCAAUUUAUGUUGAUAAUAGUUGAUGCUUAAAUGAAUGCAGGGAAAUGCGUGUCAUGCACUCGCAGUCCUCUCGGAAACUCGUUAGCAUUACAUUCCAACAACUUCAAACUUUUCCAAGAAUAUAAAAUCAAAUAAAAUAGCCAAAAAUUCACCAUUUCUUCAAAAAGAGAAAACCAUUUGGAGUCCAGCUCCAUCAUCGGUUUAAAAUCGUUGAACACAAGUGCAAUCAUCUGUACAAUCGAUUGGACAAUCGAUUGACUGUACUACCAAAACUAAUUUAUUCUAUAUAGCGAAUAUUGCUAUUUAAGCAUACAAGUGAUUAUAAUACUCCAAAUUUUUUGCUUUAAAAUGUUACGAUGUAAAUUAUACGUCCUUAUUUACGUAUAAAGGACGCACAAUUCAAACUUUUUUAUCAAGUGUCCCUCAUUUAGACGAAUUCAAAUAAUUUACUUGCCAAAAACAUUUUACCCACGAUUAGAUUUUUACUAAUAAUUAUUGAAAAUAUUCGUAAUUGGGAUGGAAAAUUAGGAUUCGACUUUCAACUCGUGCCCUAAGCGUUAUUAAACAGAGCUUUCUCGCUUUAAUUUUAAAUUUAUUACAUCAGUUAGCCUUCUACUUCACUGAUAAAUCAUUUUGUAAGGUUCAGCAUCAUUUAUUGUACAUUGCUUCACCAUCAAGUUGAGAAUCUCCCAAUAGCGUCCAUAAAUAGGUAUAUUACUCCACUGCCACGUUAGCUUAUUUGAUACUUUUUGUACAAAAUUUUCUCACUAAUAGGCACUAAGGAAAAUAUUUCCGCCUUGGUAAUUUUCUAAGGAAUUUAGGCGCUAUUUUAUUUGAACAUUCCUCUUUGUUCCUAAUUCCUGCUAUCUGGCAUGAAUGUAAAUCAGAAUUUAUGAUAAACAUUCUUAUUAAUAUUUAAUAUUGUUCGAAAAUUGUCCUAGUUCUCGCACGUAUCGACUGCGGAGAUGUCUGGUUAGGUUCAGUUUUAAUUUUUAAUAUAGUAAUUAAGUUGGCUUGCUCAAAUGACCUGUGUCUUAAUUAAUUCAAUUAGGUCAAAUCUAUUGAGUUUGUAAUUUUACAUACGUGUCUGAAUGUCUUAAAUCAAUUCGGUAUUUAUUGUGAAGAUUUCUUGUCUGUGUCGUUCUAAACAUGAUUUAAUAUAUAUUCCUAAAAUGA
This is a messenger RNA of Hyalella azteca, 2759 nucleotides long. Its product is annotated as organic solute transporter alpha-like protein. Gene Ontology annotation, biological process: transport. Gene Ontology annotation, molecular function: transporter activity. NCBI's taxonomy places the organism in Eukaryota, Metazoa, Arthropoda, Malacostraca, Amphipoda, Hyalellidae. The transcript has 9 exons. The record is from RefSeq and is a predicted model, not a curated record. Bases 195 to 1391 code for a protein of 398 amino acids.